Zychaea mexicana is the source of this 2057-nucleotide messenger RNA. RefSeq lists its product as uncharacterized. Bases 87 to 1697 code for a protein of 536 amino acids. The record is from RefSeq and is a predicted model, not a curated record. The transcript is spliced from 6 exons. NCBI's taxonomy places the organism in Eukaryota, Fungi, Mucoromycota, Mucoromycetes, Mucorales, Lichtheimiaceae.
GUAACACAAUAACGCAAAAUUGGCACUUGCAUGUUAAGAAGAAAGGGUUCUUUCCUUUUUACUUGACUCUCGCUCUUUAAGAGAAAAUGGAGAAGAGAAAAGAAGAUCACACCUCGGUUCUCUUAUUACCAGAAGCAAACUUACAAUGCGACAAAAAAAAAUUAGCAGCAACGAACGAUUUCACCGGCACCAGUGAUGAAAAGCAAAAACGUUCAAAGAAAUCUCGUGUUUUUCGAAUUAUCAUUGUUUGGGUUGUAUGCUCCGUCCUGGGUUUGUUUAGCCUCAACAAAGCUCAUCAGCUAUACGCGAACAAGUGUGUUGAAGAUUGGGGUAAGGCUUUGGAUUAUCCCGAUAGCUUUCCGAGACGAGAUGAGCUCCUUGAGCUCGAAAUGAUGACUCAACGUCUUGCAAUAAGGCAUGGAAAAGAAUUUCUGGGGAAAUGCUAUCAGACCAUGAUGCUUGUUCCGAUUAUCCGCAAUUCAACUCUUCCGUUAUGUGAUGAUGCAAACGCAUCAGGUUCAUAUUCAGAAGCAGAAGCACCCUCUUCUGCCGAAGCUACAGUCUUUUCUGCACCCGCCGCUUACGAUGAUGGUCCUGUUCAACCCAUUCCUACUAGCGCACCCAGCAGUGGCCACAGCAGUAAUGCCCUUGAUGAUGCGUCAAAGAAGUCUAUUGAAUCUUUUUUACCCCCUGCAGCCCCUAGGAAUAGCGCUCCUGUGACGCCAUACGACCCUGAGGUUUAUCAUACAGUUUCAAUUGAGAAUGCCCAAGUUCUAUCGCUAGCUAAACCACCUGUUAUCCGCAACCUAAAAGUCUCGGUAGCCGAUGGUAUUGACGUAUAUGUGGACAUUCUCACGGCGGCCCAAGCUGGCCAAAGUCCUACAGAGGCUGUAGACAUUUAUUUGAGACCUUGUUCCGAUGAUGGCGUCAACAUCUUUCAACUAGUUGAGCUCCAGGCGCGCAGUUUCUUCGGCAUAAUAUAUGUGACUCUUGACCUAAAACCUGGUGUCCCUGCUGGCAGCACUGCUGUUAAAUGUUUAUUGCAGAUUGUGAUUCCGGAUACUUUCAGCAGUAAUGUAGGCAGCAGCUCCCUCUCGCAAAAAUGCUUGCAGAACGGUUUACGACUUUUCGAACUUCGCGCUAAAGAAGGGCGUAUCAAAGCUAGUCAUAUGGUUCUCAAUUCCCUCAGCAUCGAGCUUGGCCGCGGUGUCGUGGAUAUAGAACACGUCGAUAUUGGCGAUUUACGUGUAGCAGUUUUGGACGGAGAUGUUUAUCUGGGAGGAAUCAGAACUAAAAGAAGCCUUGCUGCUGGUGUUUUACGAGGAUCAUCGACGGUUCUUGCCCAAAUUCAUCCGGAAGAUAACACGUAUGCUGUCAUCAACAUGUGUGCCGACGGAUAUACCUAUACGAAUGUCAUGACAACAGAAAAAGACCAUGAAAAAUUUGCAGCCAAUCUACAUAUCUACAGAGAAACUGGAACACGUCUCCUAGAGCAACCCGCACCGGUAAUGGCGCAUCCCGGUCAUGCGCAUUUGGACACGAACAGCACAGACGUUCACAAGACUGGCUAUAUGGUCGCGCCAAACAGUGGUUCUGACAUUCUUGUCUAUGCUGGUGCAAAAUCUGCAGCGAGUCGCAUCACAAAGUCUCGGUUUCUGUAUGGCUACUACAAUGAAGAGGCGUCUCUGCCAACAUAACAGCAACUCGUAUACUAGAGAUAUGCGAAUUUUCCUAUGCAGUAGUAUAAUCAACCCGCAAAAGCCAGCCGGAUAUUUAAGCUUCCAGAAAGAAUACUGUACAAAUGAUUUUUUCUUUCAAUGACAAUAACUUUGUGAGAUGACAUAUGAAGUUUCUUCGUAUACGUGCCAGAUUACUUAUUAAGGUUUUUCAAGAUAAAAAAAGGCUCUAGGUAUACCAUCAUUAUGAUUAUCUCUAGUCGCACAAAAAUGCUGUUCGGUUACUAUAAAGAAUGAUGUAUCAUAUGUACAGUAAAAUGGAUUGUAUCCGAUACUUUAAGUACAUUCAAAACCCUAUGAUAAAACCCAAGAAGAGAGCUG